Molecule: messenger RNA, 1057 nt
Organism: Formica exsecta
Lineage: Eukaryota; Metazoa; Arthropoda; Insecta; Hymenoptera; Formicidae
Gene: 7B2
Exons: 5
Coding region: 171-869 (232 amino acids)
Biological process (GO): neuropeptide signaling pathway; regulation of hormone secretion
Cellular component (GO): secretory granule
Molecular function (GO): enzyme regulator activity
Source: RefSeq, a predicted model, not a curated record
AAUACUUUGGUGCUCGUGGAGACCGCGAACGGCGCUCGUCGCGACGACGAGGAGAAGGAGGUACGCGUGUGCGUGUGCAGCUGGAACGCGAGGAUAUUUGGUCCACGUCGGGCUGCCCCUUGUCAUCCCGAGCCACUUGUCGACCGGUCAACCGGUGUGCAUCCACCAUCAUGCCGUAUUGCAUUUUCCUCCUCUCGCUUUUGAUCGCUGUCGCUACAGAGGCGAACGUCUAUUUGCCCUCGAUCAAGGAGGAAAAUUUGUUGACCGACGCCUUUCUUCGAGAGCUGAUCAAUCAGAUGGGAAAUGAUCUCGCCAACGCAGCCGACACAUACCUGGAAUAUCCCGAGAAAGUCAAGGAACUACCCAUAGAGUUGCCGGCCGAUUACGACGGCAUGGAUACGCUAAAUCCGAAUCCGAGUAUACGGGAUCAAGAGUAUCUGCGACAUAGCACGCUGUGGAGUCAUCAACGUAUUAAUAACAAUAAUAAUAAAGGCAACGACAGACACAGGAUUCAAUCGACCGGUCUAAAAGGGAUCAAGGACGAGAAGACGGAAAAUCCUUUACCCGCUUAUUGCACCCCUCCGAAUCCCUGUCCGGUCGGAUACACUACCGAGAACAAUUGUCUCAUCAAUUUCGAAAACACUGCGGCUUUUAGCCGCGAUUAUCAGAGCGCACAGGACUGCAUGUGCGACACGGAACACAUGUUAGAAUGCUCUAGCGAUACCGAAAAUAGCAAUGGUCUGUCAAACGUGCAAAUUUCGAAUUCCGAUAUCGAUCAAAUCGUCGAACAAUUCCAGGAAGAGAACCCAUUCUUUCAAGGGGAGAAACUACCGAUAGCUGCGAAAAAAGGUAUACAUGUGAUCGAUUAAUUAGAAACUGUAAACACACGAUCGCUCGAGAGGAAAAUGGAAACAUAUACCAUAAACUUCAUUAUUAAAGUUUCGGAUGUAUACCGAAAAAAAUUGAAAAUUUUUAAUUUUCACUUUUAAUCUUGACAUAAACGAUCAGAUGCAUAAUAGUUGUAAACGAUUCACUUAAAAAAAGAUAAUAAACAAAA